AUGCUCCUCCGCCAUCCCUCCCUCCACCCCGACGAAACAAGAGCAUCAACCGCCAACAACCAAGACAUCUUCCCCAGCAUGUCCUCUCACCCAGCCCCCAGCCCACACCAAGACCAAGACGACACCGAGCCCGAAAACGGCCAGUUCGACGACGUCUGGGGCGACGAUGAAGACAAUGACUUUAUCCCCUCUUCCACCACCACCGUCUCAUCCUCAUCAGAAAGAGAACGUGACAUCAACCGCCUCAAAACCCUCCACUCCAAAACCGGCUACAUCAACGGCAUCACCCACGCCAAAUCCACCUCCGUCCAAGCCGGCUUCGACGAGGGGUUCACCCUCGGAGCCAACAUCGGCUCUCGGGCCGGGAUCCUCCUAGGCAUCAUCGAAGGCUUCGUGGCUGCUUUUGGGCUGCAGUCUAUUUCCACUUCUCCACCUCAGCCAUGGGAAACCGCAGAGUGGGGGCGGUUAGAGGUCCUUCUCAACGAAGCCAGGCGAGAGCUUGACGUGAGAAGUGUUUUUGCCAAGGACUGGUUUUGUGAGGACGGGACGUGGAACUACCCCGUUGGUGACGAGGAAAGCGGCGGGGAGGUGCUCUUCCCGGAUGUGGCGGCUUCUCACCCUCUGAUCAAAAAGUGGGAUGCGAUUGUCAGGCGGGAAGGGGAGAGAUUUGGACUUGAUUGGAAUGUUUUGAGAGAUGAGGAGGGCGUUGAGAGGGGACAUGAGUACGAUCAGGAAGAGGAGAACAGCAGACAAGGGAACCAGCCUGCUGUAGCAAAGACUGGAAAUCAGGCUCUUGCCUGGUAA
Podospora bellae-mahoneyi is the source of this 804-nucleotide messenger RNA. It is a transcript of the gene YAE1, whose product is annotated as Essential protein Yae1, N terminal. The coding region runs from base 1 to 804 and encodes 267 amino acids. Lineage: Eukaryota; Fungi; Ascomycota; Sordariomycetes; Sordariales; Podosporaceae. The transcript has a single exon. The record is from RefSeq and is a predicted model, not a curated record.